This is a messenger RNA of Austrofundulus limnaeus, 1660 nucleotides long. It is a transcript of the gene stard3nl, whose product is annotated as STARD3 N-terminal like. The record is from RefSeq and is a predicted model, not a curated record. The coding region runs from base 221 to 919 and encodes 232 amino acids. The transcript has 8 exons. NCBI's taxonomy places the organism in Eukaryota, Metazoa, Chordata, Actinopteri, Cyprinodontiformes, Rivulidae. Gene Ontology annotation, biological process: cholesterol transport. Gene Ontology annotation, molecular function: cholesterol binding. Gene Ontology annotation, cellular component: endoplasmic reticulum-endosome membrane contact site; lysosomal membrane; late endosome membrane.
AGCUUCCAAACGUUAAAUCAGUGUGAAAAGAAGAAAUAUAAAAUCUUAAAUCAAAGUGAUUGUUUUGAUGUUUUGUCUUUUCUGCAGAUGCUGUUUAUUCAAACCAACUGAGCCCCCGCCCCUCCCACAGAAGAAGCUCCAAUGAACACCGCGCCCGGCUCUGAGAACUCCUUCUGAAGCGGUGGGCGGGGCCUGUCCUGUCCAGGAGGCGUGGCCAGAGAUGGACAGCAGGUGCAGCAGCAUCGAUUCGCGGUUCACGGGCAGCAGGGGGAUCACCUCCAUCAACCCGUCGACGCCCGUCUCUGUCAGGGUGGAGUCGUACGAAGGCGUGGAGAAGAAGUGCAUCUCGGACGUGAGGAGGACGUUCUGCCUCUUCGUCACCUUUGACCUCUUGUUCAUCACCUUGCUCUGGAUCAUAGAGCUCAAUGCGAGCGGAGGCGUUCGGGUGCAGCUGGAGAAGGAGGUCCUGCACUAUGACUACCACGCCUCCUUCUUCGACAUCUUUGUGCUGGCGGUCUUCAGGUUCGCAGCUCUCAUCCUGGCCUACGCCAUCUGUAAGCUGCGUCACUGGUGGGCCGUCGCAAUCACCACUACAGUCACCUGUGCUUUCCUCAUCGUUAAAGUCAUUUUAUCAAAGCUGCUGUCUCAGGGGGCCUUCGGGUAUCUGCUGCCCAUCAUCUCCUUCGUCCUGGCCUGGAUAGAAACCUGGCUGCUGGACUUUAAGGUCCUGCCUCAGGAGGCCGAGGAUGAAAACAGAUAUCAGUCCUUUGUGAACGCCGCUGAGCACGCCGCUCUGAUCGGGCCCGGUCCGGUGUCAGACGGACAGUUUUACUCCCCACCAGAGUCUCUGGCAGACUCUGACGAGGAGCUGGACGACAAACACGAGCCGGAGAAGGGUCUGAUUCAGAACCUGACAUAACAGCCUCCUCUGAUGAAGAGGGAAGUUUUCUCCUGCUCCCGUUCUGCUUCUGAGGGAAACUUCUGCCUUAAACAUUCUGCCAUUUUUUUAAAAAUUGAAUGAAGUCUUUGUACGUUCAUAUCCCACGAUGCACCUCACUUUCUUCAAGUUUCAGUCAUCGGCACAUUUUGAGACUGGAAAAGUGCUGCUUUAAAAAGGCAGUUUCAGCGCUACGACCUCCGGUUUGAUCGUUUCUCCACAUUUCUGGACCUCGUAAGGGAAUUCAUUUUAUACAAAAAUGCACUUAAAGUUUGGUUGAAUUAAAAAAAAGCCAAUACUUUUUUUUUUAAAGAUCCUUUUUAAAYGUUCAACCCCAAUUCAAACUAUUACAUUUUGUUUUACACAACGUUUGAACAGUUUGUUUACUUUUAAACUGUUUUGUAUUAAGUGUAAACUUCUUGCACAGACUCUUGGGUAUAAUGAAGAAGUGGACCAGUUUGUUAAACACAUUCUACUUUAAAGUGUAUAAAACCACUGAAGUAUCUCGCAUGAAACGUAAAGAUCUGAAGUAUUUAAGAGAAGAAGAGUCAUGAAUCUGUUAAAUAAAACACAUGAAGGUUUCUGCACUGGAUGGAAAUAAAAAUCCUGCUUCUUUAAGCUGCUCUGAUGGAACAAAGAGUUUAAAUGUAACUGUACAUAUCGUCAUGCAUGCCCUGCAACGCCUGUAUGCAAAUCUGAACCAUUAAAAUGUGAAACCUGGAA